AUGGGUUAUGAGAUAUAUUUUACAAUUCUAAUCAAUCUCAUAUUCAGCCUUUAUAUAAAUUAUGUAGUAACAAUCCCCUAUAUGGUAAUAUGCUAAUUAACUUCUUUUAUUAGGAUGAAGAAUUUCAUUUGGAUCAAAUGUAACAUUAUUUAGACUCAGAUUUUGCUUAUUGGAAUCCAAAAUUGACAACACCCCCAAUGCUUUACUUUUUAAAUUACCCCUUUAUUAUUUUAUUAUCUAAAAUGGGUUUUAACAUACUUACAUCUUGCAGAUUAAUCAACACGUAUAUAUUAAUUUUAAUUAUAGUUUUAUAUAUCCAACUAUUACAUUUUUGGUGUUAUCAAAAUCAUUCUAAAAUAUGUAAAAAGCAUUAUUGUUUUCUAUUCUCCCAACCAUAUAUUUUUAUAACUUCUUAUUCUAUACAGAUACCUUAUCAAUUACAUUAUUAUCCUUAUCUUUUCAAUUAUUGUAAUCAAAAUAUUAUUUUAUCUCUUCAAUUGUAAGUUUUCUAUCAUAAUGUUAGUUUUCAUUGUGCUCUGUAAUGAGUAGAUAAACUAAUAUACUAUGGAUCGUAUAUAUCUGUAUAAAAGAUUAUUUGGAUCAAAAUUAAACUAAGCUGCAAUUUAAAGAUCCAAGAUUAUGUAUAAUUUUGUUUAUUAUUCUAUUUAGCCAUAUUAUUUCAUAUAAAUGCAUUGUUCAAUAUGAUUUUUAGAGAUGUAAAAAUAAUAGUGAAAAACUAUAAAUAUCAUAUUUCCAUUUUAAUUCUUUUUAUUGGAUUUAUAUAUAAAAAUGGUGGAAUUGUAUUGGGAGAUAAAGAUAAUCAUAAUUUGGUUUUUCAUGCUGCACAAAUAAUGUACUUUUUGCCAGUUCUUUUUAUUUAUUUUCCAAUAAACUGGGAUACUUUAUUAUAAUAUACUUAGCUAUCCAUUAAGAGAUUACUUUUAUCAAGAAAUGCAAAAUUUACUUAUUUAAUUAUAUUGAUAAUAUGCUUGUAAAUUGUUCAUUAUUGGACUCACAUUCAUCCAUUUAUUUUAAGUGACAAUCGCCAUUACGUAUUCUACAUUUGGAGAAAGAUUCUCUCUAAAGAUUUUUAUCGCUAUGGUUUAUGCUUUAUCUAUGCUUUAAUUAUUGUCAUUCUUAGUAGAAUUUUAAUUAGUAAAUAUAUAAAUUAUUAUUUUUUUUAGUUCGCAAAGAAUAAACAUUUUAAUUAAUUUUAUUAUUCAUAUUCACAACAUUAUCUCUUAUAUUUAGUCCUUUAAUUGAGCCAAGAUAUUUUAGCAUUCCAUUAUUGUUCUUUUAUUAUCAUUGUUAAUUUGCAGAAUAAACUUUGAAAAAAUAAAUAACAGUUUUCACACUAAUAAAUUGCAUAAUAAUUUAUGUGUUUUGCGAAGUUUAGUUUUCUUGUGAUUUUCCAUAAUGUAGAUUUAUGUUUUGA
Molecule: messenger RNA, 1435 nt
Organism: Paramecium sonneborni
Lineage: Eukaryota; Ciliophora; Oligohymenophorea; Peniculida; Parameciidae
Source: the annotation of a GenBank genome assembly